This is a messenger RNA of Ylistrum balloti, 3514 nucleotides long. RefSeq lists its product as uncharacterized. The transcript is spliced from 2 exons. The record is from RefSeq and is a predicted model, not a curated record. The coding region runs from base 1341 to 2120 and encodes 259 amino acids. NCBI's taxonomy places the organism in Eukaryota, Metazoa, Mollusca, Bivalvia, Pectinida, Pectinidae.
CAAAGCAAAUUUGAAAUUCCUUUUAUACUAUUUCAACUUCUAUAGCCCUAGAAAGUUGAAAAUGUUUUUAUCAUGUGUUUGUACACUGUUACAGUAUUUGAUAUAGUAAUGCUGUUCCCUUCACUAACCUACAGUAAACUAAAGAAUCACUGAAUUUUUGAUUGAAUGAUCAGCUAAUUUAUUGAAGGACCAUGAAAUCAGUGAGACUUCUCUCAACUGACCAUGCACGAGACAUGAAUAUUUGGCCAGUUUAGGGAGGAAUUGAUUUGUAGAAGUGAAGCAAGUUGACCGAACCAGCCUCUCAUAGAACUGAACUCUGUAUCGGUACUUAUUUUCACUUUAACCACAGCAGUUUCUCACUUCGAUGAAAUGGACUCGUUUGAUAGGUUUCAAAUUGUCAUUUGCGAUAUCUAUAGCAUAUGUUAAUUUUAUAUUCCCUUCGAUCAGGGUAGGCCUUGUGUACAAAGCCCACCUGUGACAGGCCAAAAGCUUACAAGUGUCACUACAGGUGUUGAUUUCACGGUCCACUGGUCGGAACUCCAGUCUUUAUCGUUGAGAUCAGGUUGGUUUUCAAGAAAGGUUUUUCAGAAUAUUUCAAUCAUUUUGGACUUAACAUCGGAUUGGUACUCGGAAUUAAAGGAUUGGUAGGGAAGGUUUUUAUCAUUAUAAUAAAGAGGAUGUCAUGUUCAACCCUCAGAUAUCUAGAGCUGAUUUCAUGUUCAACCCUCAGAUAUCUAGAGCUGAUAUCAUGUUAAACCUUCAGAUAUCUAGAGCUGAUAUCAUGUUCAACCCUCAGAUAUCUAGAGCUGAUAUCAUGUACAACCCUCAGAUAUCUAGAGUUGAUAUCAUGUUCAACCCUCAGAUAUCUAGAGCUGAUAUCAUGUUCAACCCUCAGAUAUCUAGAGCUGAUAUCAUGUUCAACCUCAGAUAUCUAGAGCUGAUUUCAUGUUCAACCCUCAGAUAUCUAGAGCUGAUAUCAUGUACAACCCUCAGAUAUCUAGAGCUGAUAUCAUGUACAACCCUCAGAUAUCUAGAGCUGAUAUCAUGUUCAACCCUCAGAUAUUUAAAGCUGAUAUCAUGUACAACCCUCAGAUAUCUAGAGUUGAUAUCCUGUUCAACCCUCUGAUAUCUAGAGCUGAUAUCAUGUUAAACCAAAAGAUAUUUAAAGCUGAUAUCAUGUUCAACAUGAAGAUAUCUAAAGCUGAUAUCAUGUUCAACCCUCAGAUAUUCAAAGCUGAUAUCAUGUUAAACCUGAAGAUAUUUAAAGCUGAUAUCACGUUCAACCCUCAGAUAUCAAGAGCUGUAUCCUGUUCAACCCUCUGAUAUUUAAAGCUGAUAUCAUGUUCAACCCUCAGAUAUUCAAAGUUGAUAUCAUGUUCAACCCUCUGAUAUCUAGAGCUGAUAUCCUGUUAAACCCUCAGAUAUCUAGAGCUGAUAUCCUGUUAAACCUUCAGAUAUCUAGAGCUGAUAUCAUGUUCAACCCUCAGAUAUCUAGAGCUGAUAUCAUGUACAACCCUCAGAUAUUCAAAGUUGAUAUCAUGUUCAACCCUCAGAUAUCUAGAGCUGAUAUCCUGUUAAACUCUCUGAUAUCUAGAGCUGAUAUCCUGUUAAACCCUCUGAUAUCUAGAGCUGAUAUCCUGUUAAACCCUCAGAUAUCUAGAGCUGAUAUCCUGUUAAACCUUCAGAUAUCUAGAGCUGAUAUCAUGUUCAACCCUCAGAUAUCUAGAGCUGAUAUCAUGUUCAACCCUCAGAUAUCUAGAGCUGAUAUCCUGUUAAACCCUCUGAUAUCUAGAGCUGAUAUCCUGUUAAACCCUCAGAUAUCUAGAGCUGAUAUCCUGUUAAACCUUCAGAUAUCUAGAGCUGAUAUCAUGUUCAACCCUCAGAUAUCUAGAGCUGAUAUCAUGUUCAACCCUCAGAUAUCUAGAGCUGAUAUCAUGUUCAACCCUCAGAUAUCUAGAGCUGAUAUCAUGUUCAACCCUCUGAUAUCUAGAGCUGAUAUCAUGUUAAACCCAAAGAUAUCUAAAGCUGAUAUCAUGUUCAACCUCAGAUAUCUAGAGCUGAUAUCAUGUUCAACCCUCAGAUAUCUAGAGCUGAUAUCAUGUUCAACCUCAGAUAUCUAGAGCUGAUAUCAUGUUCAACCCUCUGAUAUCUAGAGCUGAUAUCAUGUUAAACCCAAAGAUAUCUAAAGCUGAUAUCAUGUUCAACCUGAAGAUAUCUAAAGCUGAUAUCAUGUUCAACCCUCAGACAUUUAAAGCUGAUAUCAUGUUCAACCCUCAGAUAUCAAGAGCUGUAUCCUGUUCAACCCUCUGAUAUCUAGAGCUGAUAUCAUGUUAAACCCAAAGAUAUCUAAAGCUAAUAUCAUGUUCAACCUCAGAUAUCUAGAGCUGAUAUCAUGUUCAACCCUCAGAUAUCUAGAGCUGAUAUCAUGUUCAACUCUCAGAUAUCUAGAGAUGAUAUCAUGUACAACCCUCAGAUAUCUAGAGCUGAUAUCAUGUUCAACCCUCUGAUAUCUAGAGCUGAUAUCAUGUUAAACCCAAAGAUAUCUAAAGCUGAUAUCAUGUUCAACCUGAAGAUAUCUAAAGCUGAUAUCAUGUUCAACCCUCAGACAUUUAAAGCUGAUAUCAUGUUCAACCCUCAGAUAUCAAGAGCUGUAUCCUGUUCAACCCUCUGAUAUCUAGAGCUGAUAUCCUGUUAAACCCUCAGAUAUCUAAAGCUGAUAUCAUGUACAACCCUCAGAUAUCUAAAGCUGAUAUCAUGUACAACCCUAAGAUAUCUAGAGCUGAUAUCAAUCAUUAUCUUGCCAUGUUAAGACCUUAUUUGAAGUAUUGUCUUAUAACAACCCAGGGAGUUUAACACAUACUCAUUCUGUUGAUUUUGGAUGGCCUCUAUAGAUGACACUUUUAUCAGCAUUUAAUGCUAGCUAUUUUAAGUGAUCACAGAAUACCCGUUAAAUGACAUUAAAAAAAAUAAUGUCCUUUCACAAUGUCAGCUUUUUAUAACAUUAUCAAACAUUAAAUUUCUGUGUAGAAUUUCAGACAACACUAAAACUACUUACAAUCCUUGUGCUAUUUUUAUGCCAGUUCUAAGAGCUAGGGUUGAAAUAGUUGUUAGUGGUAUUCUUUUGGAAAUGUUCAAAAACAACAAAUAGACUUGUUGAAAUUAACAAAUUGCAAAAGUUCAAGUUGUAUAAUAAUUGUACAAAACAAUAAAAACACUCAUUUCUCUGUCUGAGAAGAGCGAAUGGUGACGCAGCUUUGUCAAAAUGAGUUUUAUAUUACAUGCCUAAUCUUAGUCUGAUUGUUACAAAUAUCUCUCAUAUGUUGUACCUCAGUCUUCAGUCAUUUGUCUUGUGUUGCCAAAUUGGUUACUCGUGACCUGUGUGUCAGUGAAGAAAAAUGAACAGUGAAGCUGCUGUGUGAGAGGAUGUCAGAGACAGGCUUGUAAAUGUUGUUGCUAAGUUUUUCCCUUAAUCAUUGUUUUGUUUCUGUCCGUGAAAUAAAAGCAAUGAAUGUUC